AUGGUUCGAUUUAAAAACAGAUACAUCAUCGCUCGCGUGCUCUUCCACGAUAAAAAACCGACGUCGGAACAUAUGCUCUCGAAUCAACUGAAUUUGGAAAUCGAAUCCGCGUUUGGCGUCUGCGGCGCUCGAGAGAUGUGUCCGUCGGUGCAGGUGAAGUAUUACGAGCAAAAAUACGGGUCGAACGUGGUCGUUUUACGAUGCUCGCGCGAAGACGUACGAAAAGUGAAACUUUGUUUCGAAAACAUCGAAAGAGUGGAAGGGAGGACGUGCACGAUGCGAGCGGUGGCCGUGCACGGGAAGUUGGGGAGCUUGAAGGAGAACGUUUUGGAGAAGAUUGGGAGGUUUGCGGUGAAUGGCGAAGACGGAGACGAGGAGGAGGAAAAGAAGGAAGAGAAGCGGAGGAAAGUGAGGAGGAAAGUAGAGAAGGCGGUAGAGGCGAUGACGAGUUGA
Bathycoccus prasinos is the source of this 453-nucleotide messenger RNA. RefSeq lists its product with no specific name. The transcript has a single exon. Gene Ontology annotation, biological process: tRNA 5'-leader removal. Gene Ontology annotation, cellular component: ribonuclease P complex. Bases 1 to 453 code for a protein of 150 amino acids. The record is from RefSeq and is a predicted model, not a curated record. Lineage: Eukaryota; Viridiplantae; Chlorophyta; Mamiellophyceae; Mamiellales; Bathycoccaceae.